AUGGCUUACUUUUUGGCUAAGGGUGGGUUGGCUACGUUUUCAUACCUGGUCCUAGUCGGAGGAAUGCCAAUAAAAGUAACAUCUCAGGUAGCAUGUGCCGCUGAUAUGAUCGCCCUGGAUGUCAAAUGGUCUAUUUCUCUGGGUGGUGUCGUGGUUAUCCGUGACUUCUUAGAAGCCUAUGAUCUCAUCGGCCCUACUAAAACCACAGUCCGCCUCUACCGUUGUUACUUAUAG
Molecule: messenger RNA, 234 nt
Organism: Penicillium hordei
Lineage: Eukaryota; Fungi; Ascomycota; Eurotiomycetes; Eurotiales; Aspergillaceae
Exons: 2
Coding region: 1-234 (77 amino acids)
Source: RefSeq, a predicted model, not a curated record